Molecule: messenger RNA, 4634 nt
Organism: Hydractinia symbiolongicarpus
Lineage: Eukaryota; Metazoa; Cnidaria; Hydrozoa; Anthoathecata; Hydractiniidae
Product: probable myosin light chain kinase DDB_G0292624
Exons: 9
Coding region: 3050-4249 (399 amino acids)
Biological process (GO): protein phosphorylation
Molecular function (GO): protein kinase activity; ATP binding
Source: RefSeq, a predicted model, not a curated record
GUAAAAACAAGAUAACAUUUCAAAUUCGUGAAGUUUUAUUAAUUUUAAAUGCACAUUUCUUUAAACAGAUAUUUAUUUUAAACAUAUAACCUGCAGCUCUCGUUGAGAUGUUCAAACUGAUUUUUUGGUUAGUAGAAUCCAAGUUUGAAUAGUACAGUCAAGCCUCUCUGCAUAGCAGAAAGUUGAAGAACAAAUAAAAAGUGUAGGUUUGAGACAGAUGUCAGCUCAGAUGCUAGAGAAUGUUCAAAAAUCUUUUUACCAAGCAUAAUGGACACAAAAUUGACUAAAAAUUACAAUUACUUAUAAUAAAUUGUUCUUUUUCUCCAUGGCUUUCAUUUCGUAGAAUUCAAAGUACAUGAUUACCACAGUGUUUGUGAGCCGUGCAACAGGUGUCUGUUCUAAAUAUCAGCCUUCUGCAGCAGGUGUCUGCUAUUUUAAAGUUUUCCAAUCUAGUUUAGGCCGUGAAUUGAUAAGUUCUAGGAAAACUGUCCGAUCUAGUUGGGUGUCGCAAAUAGGGUGUCCACUCAGGACAAAACUGACAGUAUCUUUCAACCGUUUUAUUUUUUCUAAUGAAAAUUAACUUGUAAGCAGGGUCAGGCUCGAUAUAAAUAAAGAUUGAAAAAAGAAAAAACAACAAAUGAUGUUUGGAUAGAAAUUAACGAGAAUGUAACUUUACUAUCUUUUUUAUUUUCUGUGGUUUCAUACACGUGUCAAAGUCAAAAGCUCUCUCGUCAUUCAACUCUCACGCCAUCCUCAUUUUGAUCAAACUUGACGCAUUCGUAAUUGCAGACCUUAUAAUUGUUUUAAGUAUAAAAACAUGGAUUCAUUAUGCAAAAGUUUUGUGAGAUGGAUUACUUCGCGUCCGAAGGCCUAAAAUUUUCUUAGUAAAUUCCUGGAAUGAAAAGUUUUUUUGAUUCUUUUAUAUUUUUUAUUAAUAUUUGUAAACACAGGCUAUGUGAAGCUUAGAAUGUUCUUAACUUGUUCUUAAUAUUCUUUCUUUAAAAGGGAAAGGUUUAACAUCUUUUAUAUAAGAACAAAGUAUAUAAGAACACAUGGCUUCAAGUCAUCGGGACAUGUUAAGAACGUUCAAGGCUUUAUCUACAGCAAGAAAUAAUCCUUUAACAUAAAUGACAAAAUAAGAAGAACGUUAAGAACAUUUUAGGAACAUUUUGAGGCUUUAAAUUGAAAUAUUUGAAGGCUUGUAAAAAAUAACAUAAAAUGUAAAAACAGACCAAUAUAGACUAUACUUCUUGUAUCAUGAAACUGCUAAUUUAUAAAAAUAAAAAAACUCCGGUUUAAUAUUCAACUUAGCGCUUUUUACAGUAAAAUAAACUGUGAUCGGCAAAAUAUGCACAUAUCAGUGACAUUAAAAGUGUGUUAUAACUAGAAAGAAAAGAGAACAAGUCACUACUUCGAGAACCACAUUAUAAUCGCACCUAUAAUAACAGUAAAAACUCUCAUCCAAGUACAUUUUAUUGCUUUAACACACAAGCAAGAAUGCACGAAAUAAAGAUGCAGGAAAUAUGUACGGCGGCUCUCCCAUGGAAUUUUCUACGGGCUAAUGGCUAGCUAAUAUUGAAACAAAUCUUGAUAGAAUACAUCUAGAUAGCUAGUUACCUAACUUGGUCUAAGUCAAAGAUUUAUACCAAGGGGUUGUUAGCCGGUGAAAAAAUCCACCACAGACAAGUUGAUAGAAAUAUAUCGCAUUUGCUAUUUCGUGUCCGUAAACGAAUUUUUUUUGCGCACAGACAGACGGGUAUUAAUAUAAAAGACUAGUCAUUCUUAAUAUAUCGCAUUUCGUGUUUCUGUAGCACGACGAUUUACUUUCGCACCAACAGACAUAAUACUCCUGUUAUUAAUAAUUUUUUAUCACAUUUUAUCGACACUUGAGGUGCACCCAAGAACAAUAAUUUUCAAUGUUUAGAAAACUACUAAAUAUUUUAUUCUUGUUCAAAAUAUAAGUGUAUUUCAGUGUGUUUUUUAGUGGUUUAAUUUACAUUAGUUUGAAAUAUUUCACUUGUACAUGCAAAGCUAAUCAAAUUGUUCUUUUGUUGUUUUCACAUAAAGGUCGCUGGGUAACAAAUUAAGUUCGUCUAAUUUGUGCCCCCUACAAAGUUAAUUAAUCUUAUUAGGUUUAACUAUUGACGCAAACUGACCACUAUCAGUACAUUUUUGUUUUCAUAUAUUUUGUUCCACACGCGAUAUUUCCUCUUAAGGAUAAUUUUUUGUGGUGAACCUCGAUCUGAGGAUUUGUUCUUCGUUUUCACAAGAAGCAAGCGUGGUCAAAUCCGACUUACUCAACUGUUUCAAUUUUAUUGAACACAAAUCCUUUUAUGUGGAUUUGAAAUAAGAGAGGAUCCUUAACAAGCUUGAUGUAACUUACUUUAUAUGAGAGCAGUUAACUUAAAUCUCUUCAAUCUACACCGAAAAUUACGACAUCAAACAAGUACGAAGUAAUCACAACACAAUCUCAAUGUUUCUUGGACGAAUAAAUUCCACUUUAUCUGGUGUUAAAAAUUGACUGCAGGAGGGCUGUCCUACAUUGAAAUUAACAAUCAGUCACGUGAUCUAAUUAGACGUACCAACUCACCAAAUACAAUAUAAAAACAUUAUUUUUUUGUUUUAACUUUAACUUAAAAAUAAUAUCAGUUAUCAACAAAAAAAGAUUUUUGAACGACUGUUAAACGACUGAGUAAAAAUCAAUCGAUUUAAGCCUGUAAAAUAUUUAUUGCAUUUUUUUCUGCCAAUAUAAGCGGGUUAAGCCCACUACAAUAACGCUUGAUACACAAAGAAGACCGAAGCGAACUUUCGAAUAUUGGAUAAACAUAAAACAUAAUUUUGGUUUCUAACACAAAUCAACUAGUUGCUAAUAGGCGAUAUGUUCAAAGAAUUGUUGUUUUUAAACCAUGGAAAGGAUAGCGAACAGUUUACUCAUUGUUUUACAUUUUAAAGUCUACAUUUAUAGACACAUGCGUGGUUUAGAAAAAAUUUAUUUGAUGGGACAUCAGAUACUGCAAUAACUCGCAGGAACUUCAUAAAGUUGACGCAGAUGCAACCGGACGUUUCUUUGUCACAGAAAAAGUUGAAGUUAAGGGGGUUUUACUUGGAAAAGUUCAUUGGUAAAGGAGCUUUUUCCAAUGUCUACGCGUGUCGAAGGAAUUUCUCUCGGAAAAAGUAUGCAGCCAAGAUAGUGGAAUUUAAUGGCGACAAUAAAUUGAAAUGGGAAACAGAAAAUGAAAUCGAGGUUUUACAGCGGCUUAGCCAUUGGAGCGUAGUACGUUUGCAUGGCGCGCUGAGGGAUAAUGAACGUACUAUUCUUAUCCUGGAGUAUAUCGAUGGACCGAUGUUCUUAGAUGGUAUCAUCUCAUGGCCUCACUUUUGUGAAAAUGACGUCAAAAUUGUCAUGAAACAACUUCUGUCCGUUUUGGAGUUUUGUCAUGAGAAGAGAAUUGUACACCGGGACUUGUGUCCAGAAAAUAUUAUGUGGGCUGAUGUACCGAGCGCAUCAAAACAGCACGCGUCCCCGUUAUUAAAACUAAUUGACUUCAACUUGGCAAGAAAUAUUCCAGAACAUUCAACCUGCUUGCGGGCUGAUCCGUUAGGGAAUCCAUCAUAUAUGGCACCCGAAUGUCUUCAAGAUACGCCCACCAUUUCGUUUGGUACAGACGUGUGGGCGGCGGGCGUUAUUAUGUAUACACUCCUUGCUGGAUACCCUCCUUUCUGGAAUGACAAUUACAAUCAUCUGCUUCAGAAUAUCAGCGAGGCAAAUUUUGUUACUCCAGAUGAUCUUUGGAACCACGUGACAUAUGAAGGAAAAAAUAUGAUUGGCAAAAUACUUUGCAAAGAUACUCUUCAACGUCCAAGUACAAGAGAGCUGCUCUCUUCCAAGUGGUUUCAAAACACUCUUCGCGAUGAGUCAACAGAAUGGACUGGUCAUACGCGCCUUAUCGUAUUCCUAAAUCAUCUUGCUGAAAAAAGAAAGAAAAAAAAUCAUCGAACAUAUAAGUUGACUUAUACUGAAAGAAAAGCAUUUGUUCCUGCUGCUUCCAUGAUAUCACAACCACUUCAGUUUGAUGUAAAUAAUAACAAAGAAUGCAGGACAAAUAGCAAUAACAAAAACAGUAUUAACAGCGAUGGAAACAACAACAACAACAACAACAACAACAAUAACAACAAAAACAACAACAAACAUAUAAAAGUUAUGCUUGAUGAAAUCAAAUCCAAUACAAAAAUGAAUUGUCAUUGGUAAAUGAAGAAAGCAAAUUAUGAAUUAAAAAAAAAUUCUAAUCAAGUUUUCCAAUAUUAAAAAAAAAAAGAAAAGACAGAUGUAUUUACAAGAAUAACAAUUUCCUAAUCGGCUUGGUAUACCUUUUUAUCUAAUUGGCUCUUCAUAGCUAUUUUUUCCUAAUUAACUUAAAGCUUCAAUCGAUUGCUCGUUUCUGUUUUUAAUCUGUAAUGAAUGUAAUCCGGAAUACACCGCCUAACAAAGUAAUUGGUUUUUUAGUGUGUUUGUUUAUUUUUAAGAGGAACAAUUAUAUAGUUCGAUAUGUAAAUAUAUGGCGUUUGUAAAUAUUUAUGUAUUUAAUGUAUUUUAUAUAUUUUUUGUAUAUUUGAAACUAAACUCGGAUAAUGGU